AUGGCUCACCUCGCUCCUACCGGGAAGUGGGAUGCUCGCUACCUUGGCCCCGUCCCUCAUGAUGCUUCGUACUACGUCAAGUGUAUGGUUGGUGGUGCCCUUGCUUGUGGUACUACCCACGCUGGCAUCACUCCCCUAGAUGUUACAAAGUGCAACAUGCAGGUUAACCCUGGAAAGUACAAUGGACUUGUAUCCGGCAUCAGGCUCAUCGCGGCUGAGGAGGGCAGCAAGGGUCUGUGGAAGGGAUUCGGACCCACCCUCGUUGGGUACUCGUUGCAAGGCAUGUUCAAGUAUGGCCUCUACGAAGUCUUCAAGGAUACCUAUAUGAACCUGGCCGGCGAGGAGGCGUCAAGCAAAUACAAAGGCGCGAUCUGGCUUGCCGGUUCGGCAUCGGCUGAGGUGUUCGCUGACAUUGCGCUGUGCCCGCUCGAGAUGACGAAAGUCAAGAUUCAGACAAGUCCGGCUGGCACCUUCCCCGUCCCGAUGUUCGCGGCGCUCAGAGAGAUGAGCGCUCUCAAGGCAGACACUCGGUACCCUUUCGGAUCCCUCGUUCCGCUCUGGUCGCGUCAGAUCCCGUACACGAUGGCCAAGUUCUUCUUCUUCGAGUAUAUUGUCGAGCAGUUCUACAACCGCGUAUUCACCGCGCCAAAAGACACGUACGGCAAACCCACGCAGCUGGGUAUCACAUUCGCGUCCGGGUACCUCGCCGGCGUGAUUUGCGCCGUUGUCUCACAUCCCGCCGACUCGCUCGUAUCGCAGAUGGGUAAGCCGUCGAACAAGGGAAAGGGCCUUGGGCAGAUCGCAUCUGAGGUCGGAAUGGUAUCGCUCGCUACCAAAGGUCUCGGUACUAGGGUGCUUAUGAUUGGUACUCUAACUGGCUUCCAAUGGUGGAUCUAUGACUCAUUCAAGACCGCGAUGGGUCUCGGCACCACUGGUGGCAAGUAG
Fibroporia radiculosa is the source of this 945-nucleotide messenger RNA. RefSeq lists its product as uncharacterized. Gene Ontology annotation, cellular component: mitochondrial inner membrane. Gene Ontology annotation, molecular function: phosphate transmembrane transporter activity. Gene Ontology annotation, biological process: mitochondrial phosphate ion transmembrane transport. The record is from RefSeq and is a predicted model, not a curated record. Bases 1 to 945 code for a protein of 314 amino acids. Lineage: Eukaryota; Fungi; Basidiomycota; Agaricomycetes; Polyporales; Fibroporiaceae. The transcript has 4 exons.